Passer domesticus (house sparrow) is the source of this 1710-nucleotide messenger RNA. RefSeq names its product SH3 domain-binding protein 5-like. The record is from RefSeq and is a predicted model, not a curated record. Gene Ontology annotation, molecular function: protein kinase inhibitor activity. Gene Ontology annotation, cellular component: cytoplasm. NCBI's taxonomy places the organism in Eukaryota, Metazoa, Chordata, Aves, Passeriformes, Passeridae. Gene Ontology annotation, biological process: negative regulation of protein tyrosine kinase activity; intracellular signal transduction.
UGAGCAAGGGGGGGACUUGGAGAUGUCUGAGAGGGUUUAAUAAACUCUGGAGGGCUCGAGGCUGCUUCCCUCCUCUAAUUUUGAGUGGUUCCGUCCAACCUCCCCGUGGCUUCACCGCCAUCUUGAGGCGCGGCGUAGACGUUUAACAAGAUGGCGGCACCUAAGCAUCAAUCCCGGUGGUAUUUUGAAGGAAUUUUUACUGCAAAUCGCUGUCAAACCGGGCGAGACGGAUCCGCCACAACCGUGUAACCCUCGUCACCGAUUUAAACCCACGGGGAAUGGGGAGAACGGCGGAAAUGCCGGGGUUUAUAAUGCGCAGUGGGCGCCGCCAUGUUGUACGGCAGGAGGAGUCUGAGGCGAACUUCCGGUUCCGGUGGGGGAGCGGCCCCUCAGCGGUGGCGGAGCGGGGGCUCCCCCCAUCCCAAACACCCCAAAAAUUUCCAAAAAAUUCCCAAAAAAAUGGAUUGAGGCCCCUCCCCCCCCUUGGAUGGACCCCUGGAAUUUGGGGGGAUCCCAAAAUGGGGGAUUCGGAAAAUCCCGGGAAUCCCCCCAAGGAGGAGGAGGAGGACGAGGAAGAGGAGGAGGAAGAGCUGGACCCCCGGAUCCAGGAGGAGCUGGAGCACCUGAACGAGGCCAACGCUGAAAUCAACCGGGGGGAGCUGGAGCUGGAUGCCGCGCGCUGCCGCUACCGCCGGGCGCUGUCGGAGUCGGCGCGGCGCCUGAACGCGCAGGGCUCCCAGCUGGGCUCCUGCAUCGACCGCGCCCGGCCCUACUACGAGGCGCGCCGCAGGGCCAAGGAGGCGCAGCAGGAGACGCAGCGGGCGGCGCUGCGCUACGAGCGCGCCGUGGGCAUGCACAACGCGGCGCGCGAGAUGGUCUUCGUGGCCGAGCAGGGCAUGGGCACCGGCAAGAACCGCCUGGACCCCACCUGGCAGGAGAUGCUCAACCACGCCACCAGGAAGGUGAACGAGGCGGAGCAGGAGCGGCUCUGGAGCGAGCGGGAGCACCAGCGCGUGACGCGGCUGUGCCAGGAGGCCGAGGCCGAGGUGCAGCGGCUGCAGAAAUCGCUGCGGCGCGACAUCGCCCGCAGCCGGCCCUACUUCGAGCUCAAGGCCCAGUUCAACCAGCGCCUCGAGGAGCACAAAUCCCGGGUGAACUCCCUGGAAUCCGCCGUUGUCCCAGGCCAAGCUGCGCUACGCGGUGGCGCUGCGGAACCUGGAGCAGAUCAGCGAGGAGAUCCACGCCCGCCGCUUCCAGAGGAUCCUGCGGAGGAAAAAAACUCCGGGAAAACCCCCUGGGCGCCGAGGGCGGCACCGGCAACCCCGAAAUCCCCGGGAUUCCCAGGGAAAACCUCGGAAUUCCCGGAGAAAACCGCGGAAUUCCCGGAGAAAACCCCCAAAAUUCGUGGAGAAAACCACGGAAUUCCUGGAGAAAACCUCGGAAUUCCCGGAGAAAAUUACAGAAUUCCUGGAGAAAUCCCUGGAAUUCCGAGAGAAAAUGCCAAAAUCUGUGGAGAAAAUCCCCGGAAUUCCGAGAGAAAACCGCAGAAUUCCUGGUGAAAUCCCUGGAAUUCCGAGAGAAAAUCACAGAAUUCCCAGAGAAAUCCCUGGAAUUCCAAGAGAAAAUAAUGGAAUUCCUGAAGAAAUCCCUGGAAUUCCAAGAGAAAACUCUGAAGUUCACGGAAUUCCCGGAGAAAUUCCUGGAAUUCCA